Messenger RNA from Rotaria sp. Silwood1, 1095 nucleotides. The record is from the annotation of a GenBank genome assembly. Lineage: Eukaryota; Metazoa; Rotifera; Eurotatoria; Philodinida; Philodinidae.
AUGAAGAAGAUUCAAGAGAUUGGAGGCUACACGAGAGCUUAUGUUGGAGGUGACAAUGGCACUUAUACGCAAACGCCUCCUGUUUCAGCACCUGGUUAUAUGAAUCUACUUACUGGUACAUGGGCUAACAAACACAAUGUAUACGAUAAUAAUGUUCAAUCUCCCAAUUACCAUUAUAAAAAUAUUUUUCGAUUGUUUAAAGAACAUUACUCUGAUAAAAAGAUUGCCAUUUUCUCAACUUGGACAGAUAAUCGUAUCAAACUCGUUGGUGAAGGAUCAGCCAUAGCAGGUAAUAUUACAUUUGAUUACAAAUUCGAUGGAUACGAAUUUGACAAUAUUACUUAUCCUCAUGAUCCAGAUGACCAUUUUAUCUUUGACAUUGAUCAACGUGUGACUAAUGAAACUUCCGCAUGUAUCAAAAUAUAUGGACCUGAUCUUUCAUGGGUUUAUUUACAAUAUACGGAUGAUGUAGGACAUCAAUUUGGAGACAGUGAACAAUUUAACCAAGCAGUCAAGAAUAUUGAUUAUCAGAUAGGACAAAUUUGGGAAGCUAUCGAUUAUCGAAUGAAACAUGAUCAAGAAGAUUGGUUAAUUAUUAUUACGACAGAUCAUGGUAGAGAUCCGAUAACAGGCAAAGAACAUGAUGAUCAGACUCACAGAGAACGAACAACUUGGAUAAUAACAAAUAGUCAAGAAAUGAAUACUUAUUUUCAUGAUUUUCAACCUGCUAUAGUUGAUAUAUAUCCAACAAUUGCAAAACUGAUAGGUCUUAGCAUUCCAAUUGAAUCCGAAAGAGAAUUAGACGGAGUACCAUUAACAGGAAAAGUAUCAUUAAUAAAACCAGAUGUUAAGUUGCAUAAUGUUAGUCUACAAAUUGGUUGGACAGUUUUAGAUCCUACUGGAUACGUAAAAGUGUGGCUAUCAACUACAAAUUCAUUUAAGGAUGGUAUCACAGACAAUUAUUAUUUAAUUGAAACAGUACCGAUAGAAAAAAACAUGAUUACCGUUGAUAUAAAAGAAUAUCCAUCAGACUUCUAUAAAAUAGUCCUCGAAGGACAAUAUAAUAAGGUGAAUAGAUGGGUAUUUCGAUCAUAA